UCAGGUACUGUAGCAAGGCUUUCUGUAGAGCAGCGGCAGGUACUCCACAUCCCUGGCAUAUUGUGUGUGAGCCUGCUGGCUGCCAGCACUGACUCCAGAGAGGCGGGAGGGCAGCAGCCUGUGUGAGGGACUGUGACAAUGACUGGCCAACACUGCUGGGGAUACGGGGAGGAAGACGGUCCAUCCGAAUGGCACCGUUACUUCCCCAUUGCUGAGGGGAACCGACAAUCUCCCAUUGACAUAGUCUCCAAUCAAGCUGUGUUUAACCCUGGUCUAAAACCUUUAGUUUUUGCCUACGAUCAGUGCACAUCCAUUAACCUAUCAAACAACGGGCAUUCUAUUAUGGUGGAGUUUGAUGACAAUGAUGACAAGACAGUGAUAAGCGGUGGCCCACUAGAGGGGUCAUACAGACUGAAGCAAUUUCACUUUCACUGGGGAACCCAGCGCAACACUGGGUCAGAACAUACUGUGGAUGGGAUAUCUUAUCCCUCUGAGCUUCACUUGGUGCACUGGAACGCUAGAGCAUAUUCCUCUUUUGGAGAAGCAGCUGCAGCUCCAGAUGGUUUGGUGGUAAUUGGUGUUUUUCUGGAAACUGGUGGACAACACCCAGGCCUCAACAGACUUACAGACGCCUUGUACAUGGUGAGAUUUAAGGGAACCAAAACACAGUUUGAUGACUUUAAUCCAAAGUGUCUGCUGCCUUCAAGCUUUGAAUACUGGACCUACCCUGGAUCUCUUACAACUCCCCCACUGAAUGAAAGUGUGACAUGGGUUGUCCUGAAAGAACCAAUAAAGGUGUCUGAAAAACAGAUGGAGAAAUUUAGGAAAACAGUGCUGUUUUCUGGGGAAGAAGAAGACCAACGUGUUCAUAUGGUGAACAAUUUCCGCCCACCCCAGCCACUUAACGGAAGGAAGGUCCAAGCAUCUUUCAAAUGCUAACAAUAAAGAAUAUACAACCAACAAUAUUCACAAUCACAGAGCUUCCACACCAGCAAAGACCAAAUUCACUGCCUGCAUGGAUCAGGGGUGCCCUGUUUUAUAGGGCAGCUGGCACCUUUAAAAUAUGAGGAAGGGGGGAGAUGUUCAUUUUUCAAAGACUACAAAGUACAGCACCUGCUGAAUAAGGACAUGAGGGCUAGCUCAGCCCAAGACUGUGUACUCAUGCAUCCUAUUGUAUCAUUGAAACCUGCCCACUAGUCUUUUAGAAAUGGAUGGGUUCACUAAACCUUUGCUUAAAAGAUUUGGGAUUAAAUAUGAAUUCAAAUUACUGUUCAACUAAUUAUCAAUUAACUGAAAUUAAGGGGGUAUUAAACCCAGGAAAGAAAACUUAAGUUAACUGCAAGAAUGUGCCAUUUUCAUAAAAAAUUUCUGCAAAUUUCUACUGGAAUUACCAUACGUAAACACUGCUGUGUCUGCAUAUCCAAGUCUGUGCCUACAAACACAUCAGUAUUUAACACAAGUACUUGUAUUUUGAUUACAACUACCAUAGGUAGAAUAAGUUCUCAUUUCAAAUCAGUGUCAGCCCAUAUGAAGGCAUACUAGGAACCCAAAAUAUUAUACCUGCCUGUAGGCACUGUGCAGCAACCUGUUUAACCAAUGUACUGCCAAGUAUAGAGGCAAUAUAGAGCAACACAAACAAACAGUUGUUAUUAGAGUAUUGAAAGAAACUACAGUGGAAACCCCAUUUUACGUUUUUCAGGGGACCAGAAAUAAAUGAUGUAAAUUCCAGGAAAAUGUAAAAUCAGGGAAAUGUAUUAUGCGUAAUAUAUAGGUGGGGCCACAAAACAACAGUGUAAAAUGAGGGAAAACUUAAAAUCAGGGAAUGUAAAACUGAGGUUCCACUGUACUUUAGAAUAGCUACAGAGAGUGGUGAUAACAGCUGAUACACUGCAAAUAGCAAACAAAAGAAAAAAUAUAUUGUCAUUUUAUUAUUCUUUAUUUUAAAUAGCCCUGUUUAAAUUGCGCUGACAAAUUCAGCAAACUUUACAGAGAUUAUACAUCAUUCACAUCAGUUACUGCUGAUUUAAUUUAAUAAGCACAUUCUUGCAAUAUACAAGUGUUGGUCCGGGCUUUAGUUAACCUAAUUCAUUUUGUAGGACAAUCAUUUAUAUCUUCUUAGGGAAUUAACACUUUGCGCCUUUGACUUUAAACAUUCCAGCAACUUUUUACUGCCUUAUAAUGAUUGAAAAUAAUUAUUUCUGGAUGUCAUCACUAAAUUAAUGGGUGAAGGUAUAUUUGUAAAUACAUGUUGAUUUUGAAUUAUUUGUUUGUCACACACAUAUAUAUAUAUAUAUAUAUUAAUUUAAGCUAACAAAUCAACCUGAACUUUUCUCAGAAAUGCAAGGUUACAUUGGAGAAAGCAUUUGUCUAUUUUUCUGAAAACAAUAUGCAUUUUAAUAAACUAGUGAAAUAA
Molecule: messenger RNA, 2413 nt
Organism: Xenopus laevis (African clawed frog)
Lineage: Eukaryota; Metazoa; Chordata; Amphibia; Anura; Pipidae
Gene: ca7.L
Product: carbonic anhydrase VII L homeolog
Exons: 7
Coding region: 139-939 (266 amino acids)
Biological process (GO): regulation of intracellular pH
Cellular component (GO): cytoplasm
Molecular function (GO): carbonate dehydratase activity; zinc ion binding
Source: RefSeq, a predicted model, not a curated record